Messenger RNA from Carcharodon carcharias (great white shark), 1927 nucleotides. It is a transcript of the gene rnaset2, whose product is annotated as ribonuclease T2. Gene Ontology annotation, cellular component: extracellular region. Gene Ontology annotation, molecular function: ribonuclease T2 activity; RNA binding. The coding region runs from base 133 to 903 and encodes 256 amino acids. Gene Ontology annotation, biological process: RNA catabolic process. The transcript has 10 exons. NCBI's taxonomy places the organism in Eukaryota, Metazoa, Chordata, Chondrichthyes, Lamniformes, Lamnidae. The record is from RefSeq and is a predicted model, not a curated record.
CGCUGCGCCGUCAGAAGGUCGACAGCGAGGGAGCGCUGCACCGUCAGAAGGUCGACAGCGAGGGAGCGCUGCGCCGUCAGAAGGUCGGCAGCAAGGGAGCGCUGCGCCGUCAGAAGGACAAGUUAAUGUGAAAUGGCUUAUCGGAAAGGCAAAGGAAACCAGAGGAAGUGGAUGUUUGCCUGGGCUUUCCCACCUCUGCUUGUUGCCUUAACUCUUCCUGAAAUUUCUGAUUGCAAAACUCACCCAUGGCACCGCCUCAUUUUGUCCCAGCACUGGCCUCAGACUGUAUGUUUGAUGGUGAAUGAGACUUGUAAAAUUUCUCCUAAUAUUAGCUACUGGACAGUUCAUGGACUCUGGCCCAAAAGUGUCCAGACAUGCAACAGCUCCUGGCAUUUCAAAAUCGAAAAUGUUAAGGGUAUUUUAUCUGAAUUAGAGCACUGGUGGCCUGAUGUGCUCCAUCUCAACAGUACUGAGCUCUGGAAACAUGAAUGGCUGAAACAUGGAACGUGUGCAGCUAUGCUGGAAUCUUUAGACACACAGGAGAAGUAUUUCAGUAAAGCACUGGAACUGUACCAAAAAAUCGACCUGAACAGUGCUCUGAAGAAGUUUGAUAUUUUGCCAUCCAAGUAUUAUAUGAUCGAGAACAUUGAAAAUGCACUUGUAUCAUUCUAUGAGGUAAUACCGAAGAUUCAGUGCCUGUCUCCAACUGGGGGAGGCUCAGCGCAACUACUGGGCCAGAUUGAAUUCUGUUACACUAAAGACUUUCAGCUGCUGAACUGCACAGAAACUGCACCUAGCAUGUUCGUCUCCGAGAAUGGCAGACAGCACGCUACCUAUUUGGACUUUUCUGUGUGUAAGCGUAACCAGAAAAUCUAUUACCCUCCAAUCGAACACCAGUACUGAGACUGAGAGAAGAUGGCAAUUACAGUGGUGUCCUGUGCUGCAGGUUCACUGGAGAGUACAAUACAUUUGUGUGUGAUUCUAAGGACACGAGUAUGAGCUGUCAGUUUGGGUGCAGUGCCAAAUUUUAAUAUUGAGGAAAGUGUGUUAGCAAUGCAUAGUGGGUCAGCCAACUUGCUAAGAGAGCAAUUACAUGUGUCUCAGGUGAUUUUCUAGCAUUUAAUGUCCUUUUAUCACCAUUUCCUGUGUGUGGAAUUACUUAGUGAAAUAUUUUAAUAGAUUUUAUAGCUUAUUUCUGCCCAGAUAAAGUAAGCUUUAUCGCUCAUUUUAAAUUAGCUUGCCUUAUUAUGUGGGUAAGUUAACCUGUGUAUUAAAUAGGCAUCAGUUUAUCAUGAUAUUUGGUGUUGCACAAUAUACUUCAAUAUAAUGGUGCUAGUACUUGAAGACAGGAAACCAAAGAAACUGUUUCAUCAGUGAAUAGGACAAGAAUGCAGCCAAGUUUUUAUCUUAAAGCUUUAAUAAUUUGUGCUUGCUUAGUUCCUCCUCCUCAGUCAUUUCCUUAGCUGCAGGGAAGUGGUCAUACACCUGGAGCUUCCUCUUAUUGGCAAUUAGUGGGCAUGUGCCCCCACCAGAUGAGACACAAUUCAAUUGACCCCUGUGCUCUUCACCAGAAGAGGAUGUCUCACUUGCUGGUGGUGUGUUUUGGUCAACCUUCUCUCCCUCCUAGGUUUUAUUAUUUGAAAGCGGUGCUUGUUUGUGUACCUACCUUAGUCUCACGAGCUGGAAUCACCCGUCACCACUGUGAUUGUUUUACCAUUCAGGAUGGUUUUAAAGCUUCCAAUUAACUUUUCUAAUGAAUAAUUAAAUCAAGCUCAGUAACACAGGUUGUGGCUCAAGUAAAAUCAUGAUAUUGCAGUUUCUAAAUAGAGACUUUUUCUUCUGACUUGUGUAACAUUACAUUGAAAUAUUAUGAACUUGUAAUUCAAUAAGUAGAGUUCUUUUAAAAUAAAACUGAGUACAUUUUAAA